GUACAGCAGUCACUUCCUUUUUCACCGCACAUAGAGAAUGAAAACCCUUCCAGUGUGCUUUCUUUUUUUUUCAGUCUCUCAAAAUAAGACAGAGAGAAAACAACCGCAGGAUCGAACAGUUCUUUCAGCUGCAGCACAAAACACCAACUUUAGCUUCGGUUGCAAGCACGCUUUGAGACUAUAGGGAAACGGGUACCAACUAAAAGAUGGCACACGACAAAGCCUUGUUUUGUUUGACUUUGGUGUUGUCCGUGGUCUUGACCUCACCUCCGAAAACCCUCGACUCAAUACAACAACUCCAGGACAGCGGGUUUGGUCAACCGCCUCCUCGCCAUGGCCUUAAGCUGCUGGUGUGGUACGUUCAGAACUGCUUGGACAACAACAUGAGGGCUCUGUGUGAUCCCUACCGGGGAGAAUAUGGGUUUCACUUCUUUCAGAACAAAGGGCCAGUUCUUCCUGUGAUAAAAGACAGACAGCAGUGGAGCUAUUAUACCAUUGGAAACCUCCACUAUCCUGGCGCAGAGAAGCUGCCGUAUGAAGUGAGACGAUACUACAACCGCAGCAAUCCUAAAAGUAACAUGGACAGAGUUUUGGUGAAAUAUAACAAGAACAACAAACGAAUCGACAAGCUUUAUGCAUCCGCGCAUUAUGAGCCAAAAGAGACGUACAGGAUUGGGCCCAAUCUUCUUGCAUCUCUUCGAAAGAAAAUCGCCUUCGUUAGCACAGAAGUGUAGGAGACCGCUGAUCCUAAAUCAGUACAGUAUGUCACAGCUUUUUGUGAAUCUAAAAAAUACAGGUGAAGUCACAAUCUUUGCUUUUAUGCUAAUUUCUUUGAAAUAAAGUAGCCACAAGUUUUCAUUUUGAGGCUUCAGUGUAAACUAUGAGCUUUUGUGUAACCUGCAUCAUAUGCCAUCAUAUAAAAGAAAAUGUAAUCAAUAAAAUGUGUUAAAAUGUG
This is a messenger RNA of Oreochromis aureus, 955 nucleotides long. RefSeq lists its product as uncharacterized. The record is from RefSeq and is a predicted model, not a curated record. Bases 207 to 734 code for a protein of 175 amino acids. NCBI's taxonomy places the organism in Eukaryota, Metazoa, Chordata, Actinopteri, Cichliformes, Cichlidae. The transcript is spliced from 2 exons.